AUGAGAUCGAAAUCUGAAACAUUAGAAGAUCAGCCAAAACCCCUUACACUAGAAGAGAAGAAACAACAAAAAGAGGACAUGAUAACAUGCUUCAUAGUCAGCUAUCUCAUCCUCAUGCUAUGUUGCUUUUCGAUACUCCUCGCGAUGCUAGUGCCCGACAUCAAAAUAGUUCAUAUGAGUUUUACAACCGAUCUUAAUAAUAAUAUUACAACACAACAAGCUCAUUAUCUUCCUCUAGUUAGUGCUAGAUGGGAUUUAUUGAUAAGAGUCCCUGCAGAACUUGUUGGUGAUUACAUAUGCCUCCAAGGAAACCUCCUUUACAAGAAUGCUACUCUUGUUACUUCCUCUGUCCAAAGUUAUGGGAAACUCGAAGUAGGCAUGCCUCAACUUCUCAAUAUUUCUGCGGUUGCUACUGAAGAAGAUUUGGGAGGUGCAGCUGGGAGAGAGAUUAUGGAGACAAUAAAAGAGAGGAGUGAAUUGCGGUUUGGAUCGCGGUUGUCAUUUACGGAUUGUAGGGUGGAGACCGAGGAAGGUACACUGAGCUAUGACUGCGAUGAAACCAUGUUGAGGUUUGAGCAAGGCUCUAAUCAUAUUAAGGCGGCUACUUUUGGGAAGCACGCAACUUGCAUUGUUAAUCUUUAG
Molecule: messenger RNA, 642 nt
Organism: Raphanus sativus (radish)
Lineage: Eukaryota; Viridiplantae; Streptophyta; Magnoliopsida; Brassicales; Brassicaceae
Exons: 2
Coding region: 1-642 (213 amino acids)
Source: RefSeq, a predicted model, not a curated record